CACCCACAGCACAGUAUGACACUUCAAUGUUAGAGUCUAGACUAACCACAACACAGUAUAACACGUCAAUGUUAGAAUCUAGGCUAACCACAACACAGUAUAACACGUCAAUGUUAGAGCCUAAACUAACAACAAAACAGUAUGACACGUCAAUGUUAGAGCCUUGGACACCCACAGCACAGAAUGACACGUCGAUAUUAGAGCCUUGGACACCAACAAGACAGUAUAACACGUCAAUGUUAGAGGCUUAUACACCCACAACACAGUAUGACACGUCAAUGUUAGAGCAUUGGACACCCACAGCAUAGUUUAACAGGCCUUCAAUUGUUGUGUUACUGCUUAACCUCCAUGUCAGGACAGAUGUUCAAAAAGCAAACAAGCAUCAACAGGUUUAAUUUAUUCAUCAGGCAGAUGAAAUGGGUCAUAUCAGAUAGUGGAUUUAUGCAAUGAAUGAUCUCACACGAGCAGACCUUUUUCUGAGGGGAAAGUGCCGAGCACAGCUGUAAGGUGGAGUGGCGAACUGAUGAAUAUAAACAUGUAUCAAGGCGCUCUGUCCAGAUGUUAUUCACUGACAAGAACAUGGGUCCCUAUAUCCACAAACAGGAACCGAUCAGUGGAGUGUUGCAUGAGGCAGUACAGAGGUCUGAGCAGUGGGACACUUGACAGGAGAACAUACAGCACAGGUGUGUCGUCACUACCCCAGCAGGCGAGGGUGGUGGUGUGUGGCGGAGGCGUGGUGGGGGCCUCCGUCGUCUAUCACCUGGCAGAGCGGGGUGUGACGGACGUGGUGUUGCUGGAACAGGGAAGUCUGACAUGUGGAACAACGUGGCACUCUGUGGGAAUGAUCGGCUGUGUUCGGUCCAGUCUGACGGAAAUGAAGCUGAUGAACUACAGCAGGAAUCUGUACAGGAGGCUGGAGGAAGAGGGACACGGCCUGGGGUGGAAACAGUGUGGCAGUAUUUCCUUGGCUCGGACCAAAGACCGCAUGAUAGACCUCAGACGGAAACAAGCCAUCAGCAGAUAUGGUGGUGUGGAAUCCCACAUUGUGAGUCCGUCAGAGAUCGCCGACAUCAACCCUCUUGUACGCCAUGAUGACCUAGUGGUGAGAUCUACAUUGGGAGGCUUGUGGAUUCCAGAAGAUGGCGUCACAACCGCCCCAGAUGUUGCCAUGGUGCUGAGUAGACUGGCAAAACAGAAAGGAGUGAAGGUGAUGGAGGGUGUGCAACUUGACAAAAUUCUCACCAAAAACGACCGAGUCUAUGCUGUGGAAACUACCUUUGGUACAAUCAACUGUGAAUACUUCGUGAACUGUGGGGGACAGUGGGCUCAUGAGAUUGGCAAGAAGUCAUCCCCGGAAGUGAAGGUUCCCUUACACUCCUGUGAACACUUCUACAUUGUCACCAAGCCUAUUGAAGGUGUCCCCAGCAACAUGCCAGUUAUUCGAGACUUUGAUGGCUACACCACCUUCCGGGAAUGGAAUGGUGGUAUUAUGGUUGGGGGAUUCGAGCCGGUGGGCAAGCCAGUGUUCACGCAUGGUAUUCCAGAUAAGUUUGAGUUCCAAUCGCUGCCAGAAGAUUGGGACCACUUCCAGGUUCUAAUGGAUGAGAUCCUGUUCCGGAUGCCUUGCAUUGAGAAGGCGGAAGUGAGGCAGCUCUUUAACGGCCCGGAGAGUUUCACACCCGACUCCAACUGGAUCCUUGGAGAAUCGGCCGAGGUGGCAAACUACUUCGUGGCAGCAGGAAUGAACUCCCGGGGUAUUGUUGGAGCUGGCGCUAUUGGCAAGUACCUGACGGAAUGGAUCUUGGAUGGGGAGCCAAGCGUUGACAUGUGGGCACACGAUGUCCGACGCUUUGCUGGUCUCCAUAACAACAGGCGCUUCCUGCGAGAUCGAGUCAAGGAGGUCCUAGGUGCCCAGUUAAAACUCAACUACCCCCGACAGUCCGAGUUUAAGAUAGGUCGGCGACUGCGGACAUCCCCCCUCCACACGCGGCUGGAGGUGGCCGGGGGGUACUUCACGGAAACCAUGGCCUAUGAGAGAGCUGUGUGGUUUUCCAGACUCGGACAAGAUGAGGACAUUGACUCCGACACCAUCAGUCACCGAGGGACUUUUGGGAAGCCGACAUGGUUGGACAGCGUCCAGGAUGAGUACUGGGCGUGCAAGGAGAGGGUCUGUCUCAUCGACAUGUCCUCAUUCGCCAAGUUUGUCAUCAAGUCUGCAGGUGGAGAGGCAGUGGACGUCUUGCAGUAUCUGUGUUCCAACGACAUCGACCAGGACAUCGGCAACAUCGUCCACACUGGGAUGCAGAAUGAGCGAGGAGGCUUCGAGAACGACUGCAGUAUAGUCCGGGUGGAGGAAAACAGUUUCUUCAUGAUCUGCCCAUCUACACUACAGACCCGGGCGUUGACAUGGUUACGUCGCCACCUGCCACCAGAUGGCUCUGUGCAGGUGGAGGAUGUGACGUCAAUGUACUCCGGGAUCAACAUGAUUGGUCCUCACGCCCAGCAUCUCCUCGCCGAUGUGUCUGACACACCCACUGACAAAAACGAGUUCAAGGCGAUGACUAGUAAAGUUAUCGACGUCGGCUACGCCAGCGGCAUCAUCGCCAUGAGACUGACACAUUCUGGGGAGGAUGGAUUUAUACUCUACAUCCCAUCCGAUUUCGCCAUCCACACUUACGACACACUGAUGCAGUCUGGGAUUGAUUACGGAGUGAGGAAUGCAGGGUACUACGCCAUGCGACACCUACGCAUGGAGAAGUUCUUCGCGUACUGGGGCCUGGACCUGAAUGCUCUGACAACCCCCAUGGAGUGUGGCCGGGAGUUCCGUGUAAACCUUGAGAAAGGCGAUUUCAUUGGCCGAGAAGCCCUCAAGGAACAGAAGGAGAACGGCAUCAAGAAGAAGUUUGUACAGUUCCUGCUGGAAGACUUUGACGUGAACCGUGACCUGUGGCCGUGGGGUGGUGAGCCCGUGUACCGCAAUGGGGUGUUUGCAGGGGUCACCACCACCUGCGGAUACGGCUUCACGCUGGACCGGAUGGUGUGUCUCGGAUACGUCAGCGACUUUGACGACGGCGGCAAUCCCAAACUGAAGAAAAACAUAAACAAAUUUGUGAUGGAGAAAGACGCACACUAUCAGAUUGACAUUGGUGGGAAGCGGUUCUCUGCUAAGGCUGGUAUCUACACCCAUAAGUUGGCCAUGUCACAACGAUACUACAGGGAUGGGAUACCAGUCUAUAAAGUCAAGGACCUGGCUAAGGAUCCAAUCACAGACACUGAGAGAGAUAACAUCUCCAAGCUGGUUGAGAAUACUGUGGCCUCAGAAGACGAAAACAACCAUGACCUUCAUCGUCAUGUGAUGACCUGGUGCCCGGAAAAUGAUGUGGAGCCUCUGCAGAAGCGAGCUAAGGUGGAUGCAGCUGAUGAUACUAAGAAUGAUAUCCUGCGUCCAGUAGAGACAGCCUAUAUUGGAGACAUCACAGCCCUGGACCCUGACAUGGACCCCAAAGAAAUGGAUGCUAAAAUCACUCAGUGGAUGAAACCUAUCGUUAAUGAUAUUCACUCUCAUGUGGACUUGAGCCAGGCUGAAGAUUUAGAACUUGUUGACAUGUCUGAGCAUGAUGAUACAGAUAAUGAUGAACUGUGA
This is a messenger RNA of Haliotis rubra (blacklip abalone), 3643 nucleotides long. Its product is annotated as pyruvate dehydrogenase phosphatase regulatory subunit, mitochondrial-like. Gene Ontology annotation, molecular function: protein binding; oxidoreductase activity. NCBI's taxonomy places the organism in Eukaryota, Metazoa, Mollusca, Gastropoda, Lepetellida, Haliotidae. Gene Ontology annotation, cellular component: mitochondrial matrix; mitochondrion; cytoplasm. The transcript is spliced from 20 exons. Bases 524 to 3643 code for a protein of 1039 amino acids. The record is from RefSeq and is a predicted model, not a curated record.